AUGUCGCGCGGGAAGGACUAUGGCGCUGGAGUAAGUAAGAGCGAUUAUUAUGGAGGAGAAGAAUUGAAAGGUUUGAACUGGUGGGCGAGUGAGUCGCUGUUAAGGACUCUCCAAGCGUCUGACUACAAUUCGACGCUUCGUUACUUUUUACUGCGAAAGGGAAGACGGCCGCAAGGCGAAGUCAAGGGCGGCGUGGGUGGGCAGGAGGGGGGCGGGGGAGCUGUCUUGUCGCGUGGCGGAACUCAGCGCGAUGCGACGGCCGCCGGGCACGCAAUGGGCACGGCGCGGGCCCCUCAAGAGCCCAUCUUGUCGCGCCUCUUCGCCCUUCCCCUAUCAGAGUUCCCAUCGAGCGGACGUCCCGGCGACUCGCUGCCUCUGCAGCGUGGUCUCCACUGCCUUUCAAAGGUGCAGGCGUCCUAA
Messenger RNA from Gryllus bimaculatus (two-spotted cricket), 420 nucleotides. The record is from the annotation of a GenBank genome assembly. NCBI's taxonomy places the organism in Eukaryota, Metazoa, Arthropoda, Insecta, Orthoptera, Gryllidae.